UCAAUCGUCGAAGCAACAAGCAAACAUUUUCUUCCUACAUAAAUUCAAAGAUGAAGUUCGCUCUAGUCUUCUUGUUCGCCUUCGUGGUCGUCUCUCACCAGCAAUUGCAGAGGACGAGAUUGAUGCCUUGGAUGACGUCCUACUCGUCCCACAUCAACAAAUACCAACCAUUAUUCUUUUACGACUCGGACGUUGUCCGUCACGACGUCCCGUUCUUCCGUUACUCAAAUCCCAGCAUCCGGCCAACACCUUCUUACCUCUACUCGUUACAGAAUGAAGAUUUGAGCCAGGAUUUGGCAGCAGAAGAUGUUAGUCAAGAAAGUGAGACGAGCGACGAAUUUCUAGACACUCAAUCAAGAAUCAAUGGUUUCAAAAGCUUUGCCAAUAAUCACAACGCGGCUGGGAGAUUUUUCUACGGCAGCACCAUCAACAACCCCUUCUACAAAACGGCCACGUUCACCAUCAGCUCCACCGUCACCACCGUCGGCUCCAUCGUCCUCUGCGUCCCGUCCAAUAAUUUAGCGGCCGUUCCGUCGCCAACCUGCGCCGGCCGCAGGAAACGUGAAAACGAAGAUUCGGAAGACGAGCAAUUUCCCAUCAUCGCUCCAUCGGAAACACUCAAAUUGGUACCGACGGUCCUUUUGUCGUCGGAUAAGGGCCACCAUCAACUACCCGCUGAGAGCCGACACAAUUUGCUUAGCUCUAAAGAUGAAGCUGUAACUGUUAAAGUGUCAUCACAAGAGGAUCAGCAAACGAAUAAUUAUAGGGAGAAACGAUUUUUUGGUAACGGAAUAGCGGCGUCUACGACAGUGACUCGCUAUUCUUUUGUCGGGGCAACGCUGACGAGCACCGUGAUCUUAGACCCGACAUCGGGAAAUGUCGCCGAAUGUUUGCCAGCCGGUUAUGUUGUCUGCGCUUAAUAUCUAUUAGCCUAUUUAAUUGGCUGCUGGCAAGAAACAUGUCAAGGUUUUUAAAGGUCCGAAAAAUUCUGCAAGAAAUCACCAAGCUAUACGCCAGCAAGCUGACUCUCUGUUAUUAAUGAAUUCCUGUUAUGCAAAUUUACUUGGGUGAUGGUUUCCUUGGUCCACAAAUGGAUUGAAAAUUCUACUUCAAUACAAGUUAUCCCAGCAUCAG
Daphnia pulicaria is the source of this 1134-nucleotide messenger RNA. RefSeq lists its product as uncharacterized. The transcript has 4 exons. Lineage: Eukaryota; Metazoa; Arthropoda; Branchiopoda; Diplostraca; Daphniidae. The record is from RefSeq and is a predicted model, not a curated record. The coding region runs from base 51 to 920 and encodes 289 amino acids.